Messenger RNA from Tarenaya hassleriana, 916 nucleotides. RefSeq names its product malignant T-cell-amplified sequence 1 homolog. The record is from RefSeq and is a predicted model, not a curated record. Gene Ontology annotation, biological process: formation of translation preinitiation complex. NCBI's taxonomy places the organism in Eukaryota, Viridiplantae, Streptophyta, Magnoliopsida, Brassicales, Cleomaceae. The transcript is spliced from 8 exons. Gene Ontology annotation, molecular function: RNA binding. Bases 132 to 677 code for a protein of 181 amino acids.
AAAGCGCAAAACUGAAGAGUGGAAAAACCGUAGCUUCAUAGGGGUCUGGUAAUUUCCUUGGGCGAUUCCGAUUGCCCGGCGAAUCCCGACCCGACCCGACCCGUUUCUCCAUUUCCCGAUUUCGUUCGAUCAUGUUCAAGAAGUUUUCGUCCGAGGAAGUUUCAUCACAGAACCAAGUGAAAGCAUCUGUUCAACGUAAGAUCCGACAGAGUAUUCAAGAUGAGUACCCUGAGCUUGAACCAGUUUUGGAUGAUCUAUUACCCAAGAAGGCUCCUCUUAUAGUCGUCAAGUGCCCAAACCAUUUGAGUCUAGUGGUUAUCAACAAUGUCCCACUCUUCUUCUGUAUCCGCGAUGGGCCAUAUAUGCCAACCCUGCGUCUUCUUCAUCAAUACCCGAAUAUAAUGAAGAGGUUUCAAGUUGACAGAGGAGCCAUAAAGUUUGUUCUCUCUGGUGCAAACAUCAUGUGUCCUGGUCUUACAUCCCCUGGAGGUAUUAUGGAUGAACAAGUCGAGGCAGAGCGUCCCGUGGCCGUAUAUGCAGAAGGAAAGCAACACGCUCUUGCCAUUGGCUUCACUAAAAUGUCAGCCAAGGACAUAAAGAGUAUUAACAAGGGAAUUGGAGUUGACAACAUGCAUUACCUCAAUGACGGUUUGUGGAAGAUGGAACGGCUAGAUUGAGUUGUCUUUGGGGGACCGAAGAGACUCCUUUUGUGAAUCUUUUUUAUGUUCUUCUCUCUGUUCUGUUUUCACGAAGCUUCUUUUGUCUCUCCUCUUCCCACGCACGCAACUUUGCUUCAAUUAUUUUUUUGUUGCGUCUCUUUUUUGGAAUGUUACAUUAACCUAACUGUAAUCUCUCCACAAAUAGACAAGUUAAAUUAAACUAAUAAAUUUGAAAAUUGAAAAUUACAUUUAUAUCA